Cheilinus undulatus (humphead wrasse) is the source of this 2683-nucleotide messenger RNA. It is a transcript of the gene st8sia5, whose product is annotated as ST8 alpha-N-acetyl-neuraminide alpha-2,8-sialyltransferase 5. Gene Ontology annotation, molecular function: alpha-N-acetylneuraminate alpha-2,8-sialyltransferase activity. The coding region runs from base 488 to 1807 and encodes 439 amino acids. The transcript has 8 exons. The record is from RefSeq and is a predicted model, not a curated record. Lineage: Eukaryota; Metazoa; Chordata; Actinopteri; Labriformes; Labridae. Gene Ontology annotation, biological process: N-glycan processing; oligosaccharide metabolic process.
UUGAGAUGAAGCAUAGAGGAUGUGUGUUUUAUUCAUCCGUCGCAGCUCGUAGUCCUAAAAAUUCAUCAGAAUCGCGUUUGACAUCGAUCAGCUUUUGGCUCGAUCUGAUCUGAGGAGCGUUUCCGGAUUAGUCUCGAACAAACAGCUCGUAAUUUGGGGUAAUCUGCAUUGCUUGCAUCCUACCGAGCGGGUCCACAUCACUAACGAGAGCGCGCGCUAUUUUCAUUGAAUAAAAAAAAAAUCUGCUUUUUUGACGUUUCAUUUUAUAAUAAAGGUCAAAAAAGCAGAAAGUGGACUCUAAUGCUUUGCAUUUAAAGUCCCAGUCUGCUUUGCGCGUCAUGCAACGGCGAUGCUGCGGUAUGGGAGCGGGGAAAUAGCUGAAGGUGAUGGACAAUGUGCUGUCUAGAGGCUCCAAUAAGCCAGCGGCGCUCCUGGUCCUGAAUGCAGCGGAGAGAGACACCUAAGCGGGUGUCACCGUCAGCCCUGGAUGCUGCGAAGAAGGAUGGGAUACGCCGACCCAUCGUCGGGUAAAGACAUACUCGGCAACAGAUCUCUAUGUUUUAUAUUUAUUUGCGCAUUUGGACUCGUCACACUAUUGCAGCAGAUUCUCUAUGGGAAGAACUACAUUAAGAGUGCGCAACAGUUUAGCCGACUCAAAGGGGACGAGACAGGAAAUUGGACCGGUCCCGUUAAUUUCUCGGAUGACGGAGCUGUGAAGCCUGCCAGAAAUGGAAGGAAAAGGUAUCUGGAAAACUAUGAUGGCUCCUUUGAAUACAACUCAACAGCAUGUAGGGAGCUCAGACAGGAGAUCAUGGACAUCAAAGUCUUGACAAUAAACUUUAAUCGGAAAAUACAUGGCCAUGGGUAUCCUCCCUUAUCCCACAAGUCUCUCUGCCUGUCUGCCAGGGUGAAAACAUCAGAGCUGUUUGAGAGAUGGCGGAACCUGCAGGUGUGUAGGUGGGAGCAGAACAAAGAGGAGACCAGCAACUUCAAGAUGUCCCUGUCUCGCUGCUGUAACGCUCCCUCCUUUCUAUUCACCACCAAGAGGAACACUCCUGCAGGGACCAAACUGAGGUACGAAGUGGACACCAGCGGUAUCCUUCCCAUCACCACAGAGGUGUUCAAGAUGUUCCCUGAUGAUAUGCCGUAUUCGAAAUCACAGUACAAGAAAUGUGCUGUUAUUGGAAAUGGUGGCAUCAUCAAGAACAGCAAAUGUGGGAAAGAAAUUGACUCAGCUGAUUUUGUGUUUAGGUGCAACAUACCUCCCAUUAAUGAGAAGUAUACCGCUGAUGUUGGCACUAAGACGGAUCUGGUGACGAUAAAUCCAAGCAUUAUCACUGAGAGAUUUCAGAAGCUGGAGAAAUGGCGGCGGCCUUUUUACGAAGUCCUCCAGAAUUACGAGAACUCCUCUGUAGUGCUUCCUGCCUUCUACAACACCCGCAACACCGACGUAUCUUUCAGAGUCAAGUACAUGCUGGACGACUUCGACUCCCAGAGGGGCGUCUUCUUCUUCCACCCGCAGUACCUUCUCAACGUGCAGCGUUUCUGGGCUGUGCAGGGCGUCCGAGCCAAGCGUCUCAGCAGCGGUCUGAUGUUGGUAACCGCCGCCUUGGAGAUGUGCGAGGAAGUCCACCUCUACGGCUUCUGGGCAUUCCCCAUGAACCCCUCUGGCAUCUUUAUUACCCACCAUUACUAUGAUAACGUCAAGCCACGUCCGGGCUUCCAUGCGAUGCCUCAUGAAAUUUUUAACUUCAUUCACAUGCAUACUCGUGGGAUCAUCCAUGUGCACACAGGGCAGUGCACAUGAUCCCCCACUCCUCUGUUUUAAAGUGGAAACUUAGCGUUAAACAUGAAGUUUAUUUGUUUAAAAUCUGCUUUACCUGUUGUGUUCUCUGGUUGUCAGCUAAUAAGGACGUUUUAUUUGCUUUAGAGUUGGCCUACAGCGUACACCUCCUUGUUCUUACUAACUGGUGACACACUGAAGGUUGCCUGCUUUAAUUGCCAACAUAACUUCUCUUUUCAAUGUGAACAUUUCUGUUUAUUUAGCCAAUGAAAUCCUUCCGCUUAUCUCCGAAUCUCUUACCACGGAUGCUUGUUUUUAAUGUGAAAAGUGGUCUUCAUAGUGAUGUCGUUUCUGUGAAGUUUUCUAGUGGCUCAGCUGUACAGAGGUGUUGUUUUCUACUCAACGUUGCACAGAUAAUUACGCUGAAGUGGGCCGCACUGGGUGUCUUUGUGCCCCCCCCCCAUUCCCCUUCUCUUCUUUCUUUAUCUCAGACACUCUUUAGGUGUGGCAGCUUUUAAUGUUUGUGUAAAACUAAACCUUGAUAUUGAGGUUCUAAAAGAUCAAUAGUGACAUUCAAUUGUCUACUUUUGUAAUCUAUUUCUUAUUCACCAGAGUCACUGGGUGAAUAUUUUAAAGUAUUAUAGAAAUGGCCUGUUUUUGGUGGCCCUCUCCUUGUCCUAUUUAAAGAAAAACUCCUCCAACACUUCUGGUGAAAAAACUGUGUGUGAAAAGAGAUAAAAUGAGAUGGAGGAUGUUGAAAAAUCUACACCAUCUUGGCAAAUCUCUGCUCUUCAAGGCCACCCGAUUUGUAAAGCAACAUAUACAGUGCCUAUAAAAAGUAUACACUCACGUGGAUGUUUUACCCUUUUAUUGGUUUUCUAAGUCAAUCAUGGUUGAUAU